This is a messenger RNA of Cydia pomonella (codling moth), 3752 nucleotides long. RefSeq names its product DNA ligase 1 (gene DNAlig1). Gene Ontology annotation, molecular function: ATP binding; DNA binding; DNA ligase (ATP) activity. Gene Ontology annotation, biological process: lagging strand elongation; Okazaki fragment processing involved in mitotic DNA replication; DNA biosynthetic process. NCBI's taxonomy places the organism in Eukaryota, Metazoa, Arthropoda, Insecta, Lepidoptera, Tortricidae. The record is from RefSeq and is a predicted model, not a curated record. Gene Ontology annotation, cellular component: mitochondrion; nucleus. The transcript is spliced from 17 exons. The coding region runs from base 143 to 2890 and encodes 915 amino acids.
CUGUAAUUUUGUUUACAUUUUGACAAUCAAAAGUUUGGUUAUAAUCGUAUAAGUGCUAGAAUUCUUUACAGAUUUUGUCGUUUUCUUACGUGAAUAAAGUGAAUAAUGUAUUUAUUACAAUACUAUAGUGCAAUGUUAAUAUAUGAAUUGCUUUAAUAAAUUAUUUUUACCGUGUAGAUUAGUUGCAACCGGUGCUAAUAGAUUCGUUAGUCCAUCAGUUAGAUUGCUUCAGUGGUCAAAGCAUAAUAGCCUUUUAUUUCCUAGUAUAGACACUUUACAAGUAAGAACUAUGGCUCAGAAGAGUAUUAUGUCGUUCUUUAAAAUCACACCGAAGAAAGACGCCGAAAUUAAAAAGGAACAAGCUGAAAAUGACACAUCUCUUGAAGAUGCAGAAAUGAAAGAACCAUCGCCAGUCCAAAAUGGAAAGGCUAAGCGGUCCUCGAAAAGGCAGAGGCUGGACAGCAGCAGGGAGUCCCAGUCACCUAAGAAGGAGAGUCCACCAACGUCUGUGACGAAAAAGAAGGUCAAAAGACAGCGAAUAGAAAGCUCAGAAAGUGAAUCUGAACCCAUAAAUUCACCUGAGAAAUCAUCAGCGAAGUCAAGAGAAGCUUCUCCAGUGCACUCCCCAGUGAAGGAGAUAAAAAUAGAGAAAACGGAGAAUGUGAAGACUUACCAGUCACCGAAGAGUAAAAAGGCUAAAGGGAAGAAGGAGGGCAAAAAUGAAAAUAUUACUAAAAAGGUAAUAAAUAAAGAGAAAUCGCCGUCGCCCAAGAGUCAGUCCAUGAAAAAAGAGAAAUCUCCUCUUAAAGAGAAUGGAAAGGACAAAACUUCAGAGAAUAAGACCAAAGAGGUCAAGAAGGAAGUUAGUGUUAAGAAGGAAAAAGAAGGUGGACUGGUUCCAGAAACAGAAUACGACCCCACAAAGUCCAAAUAUCACCCAAUCAACGACGCCUGUUGGGCGCCAAAGCAACCAGUUCCAUACUUGGCCCUGGCCAAGACACUUGAAGCCAUAGAAGCUAUAUCAGCACGACUCAAGAUUGUAGAGAUACUGAGUAAUUAUUUCAGGUCCGUGAUAGUGUUGACUCCAGAAGAUUUGCUGCCGAGUGUGUACCUUUGUCUGAAUCAGAUCGCGCCGGCAUAUCAUAGCUUGGAACUUGGCAUAGCAGAAACCUACCUAAUGAAAGCCAUCGGCCAGUGCACCGGCCGUACGCUGGCCCAGAUGAAAGCAGCCGCUCAGAAAAGUGGAGACCUGGGCGCCGUGGCUGAACAGGCCAGAUCUACACAGAGGACCAUGUUUACACCGCCACCUCUUAAGACAAGGGCUGUCUUCAAUGCUCUUAAAGAAAUUGCUGGAAUGACUGGACAAGCAUCAGUGAAUAAGAAAAUAGGCAAAAUUCAGUCGCUAUACGUCGCCUGCCGCUUUUCGGAGUCCCGAUAUCUAAUACGAUCUUUAGAGGGGAAGCUGCGAAUUGGUCUAGCAGAACAGUCAGUACUACAAGCGCUCGCACAAGCAGCUGCCGCGACUCCACCUGGAUCAGAUGUUCUCGACGCGAGCCAGGGACUGUCGGCCGCGGAGUUCAAGGCUAUUGUCGACGAGCAGGCCCUCAUAAUCAAAACCACCUACUGCGAGUGCCCGAACUACGAGAUGAUCAUCCCAGUACUACUAGAGCACGGGGUGAAGGCACUCCCACAACACUGCAAGUUGACGCCGGGCAUUCCGCUCAAACCUAUGCUCGCACAUCCUACUAAGGGAGUCCAUGAGGUGCUUAAUCGAUUCGAGGGCACGAGGUUCACCUGCGAGUACAAAUAUGACGGCGAGCGCGCUCAGAUACACGUGCCGAAGACUGAAACUGAAGGGAAAGAGGUUGCAGACCUUAGUAAAGCAUCUAUCUUCAGUAGGAACCAGGAGAAUAAUACUACGAAAUACCCAGAUAUCCUUCAGCGGCUACCUUCACUCCUAAAAGCGGAGGUGACGAGCUGCGUGCUAGACUGCGAGGCCGUCGCCUACGACACGGUCAACAAGCAGAUACUACCCUUCCAAAUCCUAUCCACCCGUAAGCGCAAGGACGCCUCAGCCACCGACAUCAAAGUGCAAGUGUGUGUGUUCGUGUUCGACCUGCUCUAUCUAAACGGGCGCGCUCUGGUCAGGGAGCCGCUUGAAGAGAGGAGGAAAUUGCUGAGAGAGAAUUUCAAUGAAGUCGAAGGUGAAUGGCAAUUCGCAACGGCCAAUGACUGCAGUUCCAUGGACGAAGUACAGCAGUUCUUGGAUGAUGCUGUCAAGGGCAGCUGCGAGGGGCUUAUGGUAAAGACCCUGGAGGGGGAACACGCCAGAUAUGACAUCGCCAGGAGAAGCCACAAUUGGCUCAAGCUAAAGAAAGACUACCUAGAAGGUGUAGGCGAUACAAUCGACGUGGUCGUAAUAGGCGGCUACCACGGCCGCGGCAAGCGGCGCGGCGUCUACGGAGGCUUCCUGCUGGCCUGCUACGACAGCAGCAGCGAGGAGUACCAGGCGCUGUGCAAGAUCGGAACUGGCUUCUCGGACGAGGAUCUGCAGACGCUCACGAAGACGCUGGAGGAACAUGUUAUUGAGGCGCCGAGGAAUUAUUAUAGAUACGACACGUCUCACGCAGCGGAUGCGUGGUUCGCGCCGGCCUGCGUGUGGGAGGUGCGCUGCGCCGACCUGUCGCUGUCGCCGGCGCACCGCGCGGCCGCCGGGCUCGUCGACCCCGAGAGGGGCGUGUCGCUGCGCUUCCCUAGAUUCAUCCGCGUACGCGACGACAAGACCCCGGAGCAGGCGACGUCGGCGCAGCAGAUCGCACAGAUGUACCUCUCACAAGACCAAGUCAAGAAUUCUACAAGCAAACCUGUCAAUUUUGACGAUUUUUACUAACUGUGGUCUAAUAGGGACUGUGCGUAAUGGAGGAUCUGCCCAACAUUUUACUUACUUGACAUUGACACUUGUCAAUACGCAACAUCCUAUAGUUCACUCACACACGGCCUCUUGCGCAUGGAAGGUGCUGCCAUCUAGCGGCGUGUAUUGCAAACUGCACUAAAAAUUUUCACAGGGCGCUACUGUACUGCUCUCCAAAGAGUAAAGUAUAUCUGCUCUCUACAGUUUAUAGUGGUUCCUAAGGUUUCUAUCGGACGGAUGUAAUUUGUCUUUUUCUCGAACUCAAAGACCCAAGAUGUGACCAAGAGCCUUAGCCAUAGGCCAUUUAAAGUGACUCCCCUCCUUCUCCCCCGACGCCUUUGUGCAUGAGGAAAUCGCCUCACGCGUAUGUUCGCUCUGUGUGGACCUGUUUAUUGGAAUGCAAAUAUGUACAUACUUAAAUCUGGACUUAUCCUUUCCAUUAUUUUGAUAAGUAUCAUUCCAAGUUUUCUAUAGAAUAAUUGGGUCAAAAUUCUUUCCGUUGUCUUGUUUUUCGUCCCCAAAAAAUGUGACGGAGUGUAGCUUUUUGUAUGGGGUUAAAUUUAGUUUUUCUCAAGAGAAUUAUAAUCAACAGCUAGAAAGAUAUGCAAUAGCACUCAACUUUCUCUAAUUAUUAUUAAAAGACAAAUAGAAGCGUGACAGUGGUCAGAAACAAGUCAGCGAAAAGAAUUUUGACCUUAAUUAUAAUUUAAUUACGCGAGUUUCUGUAUUUUUCCAAAAAAAUAAGGUACCUAUUUUAUUAUAUGUAUUUACUAUAAGAUGAUGGUUCGCUGCGCGUACCAGAUUUAGACGGUUGUAAAAUAAUAAAACAUUUCAUUGUCAA